Messenger RNA from Staurois parvus, 490 nucleotides. The record is from the annotation of a GenBank genome assembly. NCBI's taxonomy places the organism in Eukaryota, Metazoa, Chordata, Amphibia, Anura, Ranidae.
GAUUGUAUACACCUGUGUCCAUGGAGGGGAUUGGAGCACCUGAAUCACAUGAUUGGGGGGGAUUGGAACACCUGAAUCACAUGGGAUUGGGAGGGGAUGAUUGGAACACCUGAAUCACAUGAUAUGGAGGGGAUUGGAACACCUGAAUCACAUGAUUAUGGAGGGGAUUGGAACACCUGAAUCACAUGAUUGGGGGGAGGGGAUUGGAGGGGAGCACCUGAAUCACAUGAUAUGGAGGGGAUUGGAACACCUGAAUCACAUGAUAUGGAGGGGAUUGGAACACCUGAAUCACAUGAUUGGGAGGGGAUUGGAGCACCUGAAUCACAUGAUAUGGAGGGGAUUGGAACACCUGAAUCACAUGAUAUGGAGGGUACUGGAACACCUGAAUCACAUGAUAUGGAGGGGAUUGGAACACCUGAAUCACAUGAUUGGGAGGGCGGGGCCACAUCUGAAACGCAUUGGUUGUUGCAAAAUAGAAUCUUUUAAAAAG